GGAAGGGGCGGGCGGGCGUGAGGCGGGCCCCGGCGCGGCGGGGCAGGGCGCGGCCCGGCUGUGGCGGGGCUGCCGGGAGUGGGGCGACCCCCCCUGCCGAGCCGAGCCGAGCCGUGCCGUGCUGCGCCGCGCCGCGCCGCCCCUCACGCCUCGCCUCUGCCCGCGCCCAGCCCUACGCGGGAGCAGCCGCCGCCGCUCUUCUCUUUGUGGCCGCGGCUCCCGCCUCGCCGCCGCGGGGUCCCUAGCUGCGCCUCGGCUGUCGGGGAGGGGGGUCGCUGGUGCCGUGGCGUAGCCGGGAGAGGUUCGCGGGGAGGCGAGCCCCGGUGCAGCGGCAGCCAUGGGGCUACAGCCCCUGGAGUUCAGCGACUGCUACCUGGACAGCCCCUGGUUCAGGGAGCGGGUGAGAGCCCAUGAGGCCGAGCUGGAGAGGACCAAUAAGUUUAUCAAGGAGUUGCUCAAGGAUGGGAAAAACCUGAUCGCCGCGACCAAAAACCUUUCAGCAGCGCAGAGGAAAUUUGCCCAUUCUCUGAGAGACUUUAAAUUUGAAUUCAUUGGUGAUGCAGAGACAGAUGAUGAAAGAUACAUAGAUGCAUCACUUCAUGAGUUUUCAAACUUUUUAAAAAAUCUGGAAGAACAAAGAGAAAUUUUGGCACUCAGUGUUACUGAAACUCUGAUCAAACCUUUGGAAAGAUUUAGGAAAGAGCAGCUAGGAGCUGUAAAGGAGGAAAAGAAGAAGUUUGAUAAAGAGACAGAGAAGAACUACAGUUUGUUAGAAAAGCAUUUGAAUUUAUCAGCUAAGAAGAAAGAGUUACAGUUACAAGAGGCAGAUAAUCAAGUGGAUCAGAACAGAAAACACUUCUAUGAGCUGUCCCUCGAGUAUGUAUGCAAGUUGCAAGAGAUACAGGAGCGGAAGAAAUUUGAGUGUGUGGAACCUGUGCUUUCAUUUUUUCAGGGUUUGUUCACUUUCUAUCAUCAGGGUUAUGAACUUGCUAAAGACUUCAAUCAUUACAAAAUGGCCCUGCAGAUAAAUAUACAAAAUACAAGAAAUCGUUUUGAAGGAACAAGGUCAGAGGUGGAGGAGCUCAUGAACAAGAUCAGAAGAAAUCCUCAGGAACACAAAAGAGCAAAUCACUUCUCAAUGGAAGGCUAUCUCUAUGUACAGGAAAAAAGGCCUGCUCCCUUUGGUUCCAGCUGGGUGAAGCACUAUUGCACGUAUAGGAAAGACACAAAAAAGUUCACCAUGAUCCCAUUUGAACACAGAUCAGGAGGCAAAAUUGGUGAUGAAGAACUCUUCGUCCUUAUGUAUUGCACCAAAAGAAAUAUAGAUACUAUAGACAGGCGAUUCUGUUUUGACUUGGAAGCUUCAGACAGGCCUGGAGUUCCUGUGACCAUGCAGGCGUUUUCUGAGGAAGACAGGAGAUUGUGGUUGGAAGCCUUGGAUGGAAAAGAAUCUCUGUUCAUCAAUUUGAAUAGAGCAAAUGCAAAGCGAGAGGGAAGUGCACAACUGGAUAAGAUAGGGUUCACUGUCAUCAAAAAGUGCAUCAGUGCUGUUGAAACACGAGGUAUAAAUGACCAAGGAUUGUACAGAGUUGUGGGGGUGAGUUCAAAGGUCCAGAGACUUCUGAGUUUGUUGAUGGAUGCAAAAACCUGCAAUGAAGUUGACCUGGAAAAUUCUGUGGAUUGGGAAGUGAAGACAAUUACUAGUGCUAUGAAGCAAUAUCUGCGAAGUCUUCCAGAGCCACUGAUGACAUACGAGUUGCAUGGAGAAUUCAUCGUUCCUGCCAAAAGUGGAAGUCCUGAAUCUCGAGUUAAUGCUGUUCACUUCUUGGUCCAUAAACUCCCAGAAAAAAACAAAGAGAUGCUGGAAAUUUUGGUGAAACAUUUAGCAAAUGUUUCAAAGCAUGCCAAGAAGAAUCUAAUGACUGUGGCAAAUCUAGGGGUGGUAUUUGGACCAACCUUAAUGAGACCACAGGAAGAAACUGUAGCAGCCAUCAUGGACCUGAAGUUUCAGAAUAUUGUUGUCGAAAUCCUGAUAGAGAAUCACGAGAAGAUUUUCAAAACCCUGCCUGAUGCCACUCUCCCUGAGCCAAUCUCUAUGUCGGUAUCUCCUCCAAAUGCCCCACCGAGGCAAUCGAGAAGACAAGGACAACGUAUUAAGAGGCCUCUGGCUGUUUACAAUCUCUGUCUUGAGCUGGAUGAUGCUGACAGUCACGGCUCUCCCAGAGAAGACACCCCAACUGGGAGCAUGGAUUCUCUUUCUUCCCAGUCUCCGACACCUGCCUUCUCUAGUAGCCCCCCUGGGCUCCUGGAUGGAAAUCACCUUAUUAUGGACAGCGGAGAUCUUGCAGGCUGGACAACAAAUCUUCCUGGUCAAAGCCGCUCAUCGAUGGUCUCGUGGAUGAAUACGCCCUCUGCUAACCCAGCUGCCACAAAUACUGCACCAUCCACUUUCUUAUUCCCUUACCCCGCUACCGGGAGUGACAGAGCAGUGGAAAGCAUUGCCCACCGAAAAGCAAGAGCAGUUUAUCCGUGUGAAGCAGAACAUAGCUCUGAAUUAUCAUUUCAGAUAGGAGCAAUUUUUGAGGAUGUGCAAUUUUCCAGAGAACCAGGAUGGCUAGAAGGCACGCUAAAUGGCAAGCGAGGACUUAUUCCACAAAAUUAUGUUCAGUUUUUAUAGCUUCGUGCAUUGAACGCCAAGAAGGUGUACAUGGUAUCCAUGGAUUUUUGUUAAGAGUCACUGCUCUCUACUUUUGUGACUGCUUUUAAUCAAUGAAGAGCCUGACUAUGGGUUGAAGACCCUAAUCUGUAUAAAGACAUUAAUUGUUGCCAAAUACGAAUUACAAAAAAAGAUUCUUUAAGGGUUGGAAUGGGUGGAGGGACAGGAAAGGGGGAUGGAGGGAUAGGUUAAUUUUUUAAUAGGGUGCUUUUUUCAGUUGUAAAGAGCAGUAGUGGUAUGAUUGUUUGCAAGAUAUAACUAGCAUUUUAAGUCAAAUAUUUGGUUGAUCUGUGAGUCAACUAUCAGUUGAAGAAGAUUUUUAUAAACUUAGUAUCCUGGAGAUUGUGUAUCAAUAAGCAGUAUUUUUAACAGAAUAUUAUUUGGGUUUGGAAAAUCCUGUCGGAUUAAAAAAAGCUAUAAUGCUGACAGUUAAAUUAUGUUUCGAAGUGGAAUAGACAGUAUGGAACAGACACCAGUAAGUAAAAUAAUAGGUAUCAAGACAUGAUAUUUUUCAAAUGUCUUCAAAGAACACAUUCGUUUAUGUUGUAUGAUUUCAUUUAUUUUAUAAAGAUAAGACACACGAACUUUUAUUACCUGCCUCUAUAUAUCAUGGUUUCUUUGCUACUCAGAAAUAUCACUGUAAAUGAAAUAAAAUGUUAUUUGCUAUUUGACCUAA
This is a messenger RNA of Phalacrocorax carbo (great cormorant), 3392 nucleotides long. Lineage: Eukaryota; Metazoa; Chordata; Aves; Suliformes; Phalacrocoracidae. The record is from RefSeq and is a predicted model, not a curated record.